UUGUGUGGUCACCGUUCAUUCUCAUAGCAUAAAUUUUCACAUAUUAGCAUUCGCCAAAAAGUUAAACCGAUUCUAAGUCUUUAUCUGCCUUUUUAUCGGUUUCCCCCCAAACUUUUCGCCGUCUACUAUUCUAUGAGCAGUUGGAUCACAGCUCUCUCUCUCCCUCGACAACUUCAGUUCUUCGACCUCCGGAACAGCCAGAUAUGUGUAUUAUUUUUCUUAAAUUUUAAAAUGGAGGCACCUUGUACGAAUUUUGGAAUUUUAUCGUACUUCAGUUAACGUGUUUUGGGUUUGUUCGAGAAGUGCUCCAUCGAUCUCAUAUCUUCGUUGUCAUAAAAAUAGAAAACUAUCUCGAGUUUUGGUGGUUCUCUGUGGGAGUUUUUUUAGCGGGUGGAUAAUUGAACUGAAUCUCGAGUUCUUUUUGGUGGGAGAGCGAGAGUGGUACUGUUCUCCGAGAUGGGUUUGCUUCGUUUUGUUUAGCUUCCCAAUGAAAAGCAGUGGAACUUGUGUGGGAUUUGUUGAUUAAAAAUUAGGGAAUUAUGAGUCGGUUUUGACUGGGUUCUUUUGUAAUGAAUAGAAAGCAGAAAAAGGGGUUCUUUGCUCAGGUUGUUUGGGAGCAUAGAGAGUCGCUUAAGGCUUAUUUUGAUUAAAGAUUUUUUUUUUUUUUUUUUUAAUUUGGUGGAUUGGAAUGUAAGGUUUGACUUCAAUUUUGUAAUUCCCAAUUGAAAAAUAUUCUCUCUCUCUCUUUUUUUAUUUUCAAAUCUUUUUUAAGUUCAUAAGCUCCGAAUUUGUUCAAUGGGUCUUUUUUCAGAGCCGAUUUGUACUUUGAUGGUGGAGAACCAAAUACAAGGAAAAGGGUUUUGUUGAUAAGGUUAUGGUUGUUUGAAAUUCCACAGUGGUUCUGUGCUGUGGAGGUGACUGUAGCUUACUAGCUUUUGCAGAUUGGGUUUUAGAAUUAAUGGUACGGAGACAACCCACAUAGACUGCGUGUUCCGAGUUUGUGGUGUGACUGAGAAACUGUAUUCUGGUAUACAUCAUGCCUCUCUCUGAAUUCCAUCAGAUGGCAAAAGGAAAGUUAGAAUCCUCCCAAUCAAAGAUGAAUAAUUGUUCGACCGAUCAGGCUUUUGUUCCGGAUCAUGAUUUCGUUGAGCUAGUAUGGGAAAAUGGUCAGAUUCUGAUGCAAGGUCAGUCCAGUAAAACGCGAAGGAGCCCCUCAAGCAACAAUCUUCCAUCUUAUAUUUCCAAGGUUCAAGAUAAAGAUGGAGGGGACGCCACUAAUCUAAAGAUUGGAAGGUCGAGAACUGAAGAGCACGUUUUGAAUGAUUUCACAUCGACCGUACCUUCGGGUAAUAUGGGAUUGGCUUCAGAGGAAGAGAUGGUCCCUUGGUUGAAUUAUUCCCUGGACGAUUCUCUGCAACAUGAUUAUUGCUCGGAGUUCUUUUCGGAGUUAACUGGAGUCAAUCUAAAUGCACUCUCCACUCAGAAUAAUAGCUUCCCAAUUGAUAAGAACAGUAGUUGCGGCCAGAUAAGUAGGGAUUUAAAUAUAGCUUCUGUAUAUUUUGACAAGAAUCCACAAGGGAAUGCAUCCAAGGGUGUCGGAGGAAAUCCUGAGCCUAUUAGACCCAGUAGCAACCAGUUACGUUCUUCGUCAUUGCAGCAGUGCCAGAUUUCACUUCCAUCUCUAAGACCUCGUGUUUCAGAUUUAAUUAACAGUAAUACCAACAAUGCCGACAAAGCCUCCUGUGGGAAUUCAAGUGACACCCCAACUUCAAAUGGUGGACUGCCUAACACAAAGAUGCAGAGGCAAGAUCCAGGACCCACAAGACCACCGCCACAGAAUAAUAUCAGUUCUGGUCUAAUGAACUUCUCCCAUUUCUCAAGGCCUGCAGCGUUUGUUAAGGCUAAUCUCCACAACCUUGGUGCUGUGGCCAGUCCAGGUUUAUCAAGUAUAGAUAACUUGAGAAGUAAUGGCAAGGCCUCUGCAGCCGGGAGUAGCAACCCUGUAGAAUCCACGCUGAUCGAUUCUACUAGUGGUUCAAGAAAUGCUACAAGCUUCCACAACCAACGGGCUUCUGUACCAGCUGAAGGUGAACCAAAACCAUCUAAGCCUCCCAAGGAACAAUUCUCUGCUGAGAAUUCGGAAGUUGUUUUCCGAGAAGAAGCCCAUAGGAGAAAAAGAUCCCCAGAUCGAGUUAUUGACCAUACCUCAAGUUUUGCAGCAAGUACUGCCGUAGGAAAACCAGAUGGUGAAAGAGCUGUGGAGCCUGCGGUUGCAUCUUCCUCCGUAUGCUCGGUCAACAGUGGUGGGGGAGCUUCAGAUGAUCCAAAAAAUACUUUGAAGAGGAAAUCCAGGGAUGGAGAUGAGUCUGAAUACCAGAGUGAAGUAAGUGAAAAUGAUUUGGAAGAAGAAUCAGUGGGUGUAAAGAAAUUGGCACCCUCUAGAGGAGGCACAAGCGCCAAGAGAAGCCGAGCUGCGGAAGUACACAACUUAUCUGAAAGGCGGCGAAGGGAUAGGAUCAACGAGAAGAUGCGAGCAUUACAAGAACUUAUACCUAACUGCAACAAGGUGGAUAAAGCUUCAAUGCUUGAUGAAGCCAUUGAAUAUCUGAAGACUCUUCAGCUUCAAGUGCAGAUUAUGUCAAUGGGGAGUGGGCUGUGCAUGCCUCCAAUGAUGUUGCCUCCUGGAAUGCAACACUUGCAUAUGCCACAUUUGGCACAUUUCUCACCCAUGGGUGUUGGAAUGGGGAUGGGUAUGGGCAUGGGUUUGGGAUUUGGGAUGGGAAUGGUUGAUAUGAGCAGUGGCUCCUCUGGUCGCCCAUUGAUUCAGGUCCCUUCCAUGCAUGGAAGGCAGUUCCCUUGUCCACCUAUUUCAGGACCUGCUAGUUUGCCUGGAAUGGCAGGGGCCAACCUACAGAUGUUCGGGCUCCCUAGUCAAGGUCUCCCCAUGUCAAUUCCUCGUGCACCCAUUAUUCCUCUGUCUGGAGGUUCUUCAACAAAAUCAAUUUCAUUGCCUGAUACCUCUGGAACUGUAACUCCAGUGAAGGUUCCAGAUUCAGCUCCUCCAUCAAGUUCAAAGGAACCAGAGCCAAACAUUAACCCACAGAUGAUGCACAAGACAACUGCUGAUUGCUCUCCGGACCAUAUAUCUACUCAGUGCCAGGCAACGAAAGAAAGUUUUGAAGAGUCUGCUUUCGCGCAAAGAAACAAACCAACUCAACAUACCAGUGUUGAUGGAGUUGUUGACUCUACCAAAACAAAUGGAACUAUCUAGCAGAACAACUUGUUAAUUAUUGUGCUCAAAGCUGGGAUUGGAGAAGAACCAGGUAGCAGCCCAUCUAUAACAGUUAUGCUGCUUAUUCAAUUUAUUUGUUUCAGGCCAGAGAGAGUUUUGUUCAAUCAUGGGAAAAUGGUUUUUGAGAUGCACGACAUGUAGUGGAAUCAUUAAAUGACAAUCUGCAUUCUAACAUCAGGGCAGUCCCCUGCUAACUGCACAUAAUUUUGUCAUUUGAAGAUACUAGAGGGAAUCUGCAUCUGUACAUUCACUCGAGACACCAGUGCGGUGAAAGUGAAUAUCCAAGAGUUAAACUUCUAAAAGAAUGUAUUCAGAGUGUUCAACACAGCUAUAAGCAUUUACUUUUAUCAAUGGAAAGGAUUUUCUGUUUUUACAUUUGUUUUACUAGUGGGGUCUCUCUUCUUUGUGCAAUCUCUCUAAGUCUGAAUCGCCCCCAAUUUGAGAUUUACAGACUGCACAAUUCUACUCCCCCGAACAUUGUUAAUGUAGUAGGCAGGAGCCACCAUUUCUAUAAAUUAAGCUGUCUUAAUACUGACUUUAUUGA
Nelumbo nucifera (sacred lotus) is the source of this 3836-nucleotide messenger RNA. RefSeq names its product transcription factor PIF3. Gene Ontology annotation, biological process: regulation of DNA-templated transcription. Gene Ontology annotation, molecular function: DNA-binding transcription factor activity; protein dimerization activity. The record is from RefSeq and is a predicted model, not a curated record. NCBI's taxonomy places the organism in Eukaryota, Viridiplantae, Streptophyta, Magnoliopsida, Proteales, Nelumbonaceae.